GCUAGUUUCCCUUCCAGCUGACUCAGGGCUUCGCUGUCCGGUGACCGAGGGGGAAAGUGCCGGUGCUGCAGAUCGGGCCCGUGGGAUCAGGCCCCCCAGAGCACCCCCUCCUGGGGUCCAUGGCCCGCCCUGGUCCUGCCUCCUGGGUUCAUGGUCCCCUCCAUCCUCUCUGGGUCCAGGGGCCUCUUCCAUCUUCUCUGGGUCCUGACCCCCUCCCUUGUCCAGGGGUCCCCCCGAUCCCCAGACCCCUAUCUGGGCCCAUCCCCCUGAUAUGGGGCUUUGCCCCUGCAGCAUCUUCCCUCCCUGGGUGUGGGGGCCCUGUGUGCUGGGGCAGGUUGGGGGGGUUGGAGGGAGGUGACCCCUAAACCUUCCUGGUUCCAACCACCCUCCCACCUUUCUGUUCCUUUUUGUACUUCUCCUGCAUGGAUCUCCCGGCGCGCAUCCCAGUGGCACCUGUCCUGCUCCCCAUGGCUCCAGGGGGCUGUUGAGGGGCUGUUCCCCACUCAGACCUCACCCCCCCGCAUAGCGACUCAGCCUCGGGUGCUCUGCCAGAAGCAGCUGCAGCAGCCAGAGCUGCAGCCGGUGGCUUGCUGUAGCUUUCACGGCGACUCCCUUUCUCCGGUCUGGGAACUAGGCGUCAGAGUUAAAUCCCAGCGACAAACAACCAGCCCUGCUUCCCCGGCAGAGCCUUUUCCGGGGCUUCCGCCAUUUCCUGGCCUGUGGUGCUUACCCCAGAGCGGGCGAAGAGGUGCCUGGCUCCCGGCUGUGAAUACCCGCUCCACUGGGACGCGGCAGGAGUACAGGCCCUGCUGUGGCACCGGCCCGGGGCUAGCGGUGGCAGGCAGAUGAGGUCGCACUGGAGGGAAGGCGCACGUUUCUAGAUGUGGGUAACUAGCCAUUGGCACAGCUCACCUGGGGCUGUGGUGGAUCCUCUGUGGCGGCCAGUGUUUGAUGCGGGACGGAUGGGGUUGGGCCUCAGUUUCCCCAGGAGUUUGUUCCAGGCCCUGCGGGUUACCCAGGUGAUCCCAAUGUUCCCGCCUGUCCUUGGAGCUGGGAAUUCUCCAGCUGGCCCUGCGGUGAUCCCCCGACCCCGGAGCCAAGAUGACUCAGUGCGGCCUCCUGACCGGCUCCAGCAAGCCGGUGCCUCUGCGCAGCGGCUCGGUGACGGUGCUGAUCCGAGGCUUCGUGGCUGACGUGGGCUGCGAGCUGCCCUACAGGAACGAGGAGCCAGGGCCCGUGGAGGCCGUGUUCGUAUUCCCUGUGGACACUGAGGCGGCUGUCUACGCCUUCCAGGCCCGCCUGGCGGAAGCCUGUAUCCAGGCCCAGCUUCGUGAAAAAAAAACAGGCUCCCUGAUGGGCGACCCGGCUGUGAUGGUGACCCUGCUGCCCAGCCUGCCCGAGGCGGUGCCGGGCCAGAGCCCAGCCGGGGAGUUCAUCUUCCUGCUGGACCGCUCCGGCAGCAUGGCGUGCCCCAUGGACGGCCGAGACCGCUCCCCCCAGCGCAUCGACAGCGCCAAGGGAAUUAAAGAGCUGAGGUCUUCCAGCGUUUGCUUGAGCCCCAGGACGUCCUGAGAAGGGCCCAAUGCUGCCUAAGGUGGACCGUCAAGAUGGAUGGCCAGGUUUUAAGCAGUUCUUCCUUUGGUAGAGAAUUCAGCAGCUGGUGGAUGGGGACGGAUUGACAACACACAGCACGUGGCAAGCAUCCUCUCUCUGCUGCCCACUUCCACCUGUCAGCCUUCCCCAUUGAAUCGCAUCUGCCAACCGAACACAGUUCAGCUGGAACAUGUCUGACCAGCUCUAAUUUGGACAUAUAGCAAAUCAAUUAUGCGUGCAAAUCCCUGGGCUACGGUUCACGUUCCCGACUGUCUAUCGAAGAGAAAUCUGCCAUUAUGACCAAAGGAGGUUGUUUUUGGACAUUCAAAGAUCCUGUCGGUCUGUCUGUCACAUAGCUGAACUCUGUGUAGAUGGGACUAAGUUUACACUCGAUGGCUCGUGCAGGGCGAGGUCAGUGCAGCCACCUAUGGGGUGGGGCGCAGGGGCUGUUAAUAGAGGGACCCAUCAGUCAUUUGGAAAAAGCGAAGAAAUUUGCAAUAUUGACACUGGCGAUCCAGAGGACACCCCCCCCAAUGCUGAGAGGAGGUGGCAGCUGUGAGCAGCAUGGGGGUUACUGAACACUGGGUCAGCGUGUGGUGGAGCUGGGGGGCAGCCAUGGCUCCUCUUCAGCCAGCAGGAGGGGGGGCAGCCAUGGCUCCUCUUCAGCCAGCAGGAGCCGGAUGCAUCUGAAUUGGUGGCAGUGGGAUCCCAGCUGGGGGUUAGCUCCGGGUUGGGCACAGGCCGGCCAGGUGGGUCUGCACCCAGUGCUCCCUGCUGGCCCCUGGGGCUUCCCAGUUUGUGGCCCAGGGUAGCUUGGGGGGUGGGAACGGGGAUCCCAGUUUGGGGGGGCUCAGAGCCUGAAGACAGCAGGGCCAAUGCUGCACCCCAGCAGGGCAUUGGUGGCUUCCAGGCACUCGCUCAGC
Molecule: messenger RNA, 2516 nt
Organism: Chelonia mydas (Green sea turtle)
Lineage: Eukaryota; Metazoa; Chordata; Testudines; Cheloniidae
Product: von Willebrand factor A domain-containing protein 5A-like
Exons: 5
Coding region: 1102-1572 (156 amino acids)
Source: RefSeq, a predicted model, not a curated record